CUGUGUCUGUACUUGGCAGCCCUCGCGCACUAGAACCCAGAACCCAGUCGCGCCCUUGUCGAGCAAGUUUCUUGAAUUGUACCACUGAGUGUGCGGCCUGCCUUGCGCGGACCGAACGCCAACCUUGUCAACAAGAGCAACACCAACAAGCGAGCAGACAGUCCGCCAGGCAUAUUCCUCUGCCGUCUUGUCUCUCCAGCCCGAGCUCGCUUGAGUCAACCAUUUCUUGCUUCACCUUUUGAUUCGUGAUUGAAUUUUCCUUUAAUUACUCCGCUGCCGAUACAGAUUCACGCGAAAAGCAGAGAUCAUGGGCAAGAAAAAACCAGCCACGGGCCCCUUCCUCCCCGGGUUCCUGCGUCUCGCCCCAUCUAUCCACGUCCGAGACACCAAACAUCUGAGGCCGGGGUAUCCACUGCAGAGGCCGCAGCACACGCACCUGGAACAGCAGGAACAUGACCCAGAGAAGGGCCUGGCGCAGCCGCAGCCGCAGCAGCAGCAACAAUAUUGCACAUGCAACCACCAGGGCAAUGAAGCCAGCGCGUCUUUUGCAUCUUCCUCGUCAACGCCGCCAUCGCCGCCCAGCAGCACGCGAAGACCGCCCGACUUGGUCAUCAUCUUCUCGUGGACCGGCGCAAUCUCGAAACACAUUGUCAAGUACACCGAGGCGUACAAGGCCAUGUACCCGGGGACGUCCAUCCUGCUCAUCACCACGGCCAUCGCCGACCUCGCCUUCCACUCCACCAAGAAGAAGAUCAAGGCACUCGCCCCGGCCAUAGACUAUCUGUGCUCGUUUCUCGACUCGGCGCGCUACUCCAUGUCGUCUCAGACAGCAGGAGCAGAAGACACGUCCCCUGCGCCCAACGACGACCCGAGCAUCCUGCUGCACGCCUUCUCCGAGGGCGGCGCUAACAAGGCCGUGUGCCUGGCGCAGGGGUACCAGGCGCGGCGCGGCGGGACGGCGCGGCUGCCGGUGGGAGCCUUCAUCUUCGACAGCACGCCGGGCACGCCGCGGUACGCGAGCAACGUGGCGGCGUUCCGGCGGGCGCUGCCGCAGCACCCGGUGGCGCAGGCCGUGGGGCUGCCCGUCGGCGCCGGCGUGCUGGGCGUCACGUGGGUGCUGUUCUGCGUGUUCGUCGGCUACGAGAACAACCUCAUCAGCAAGACGCGCCGCGCGCUCAACGACGCCGCGCUGUGGGACGUCAAGGACGUGCCGCGCACGUACCUCUUCAGCGAGGCCGACGACCUCAUCUGCUGGCGCGACGUCGAGGCCCACGGCCUCGCCAGCGCAGCGCCUGGUAUUGGGGUCAGGAGCCUGCUCGUUCGCUUCAAGGCCACACCGCACUGCUGCCACACCCGCGGCGAGAACGCAGAGGUCUACUGGGAGGCUGUCCGCCGCACGUGGGAGGCAAAAGUCGUUGCCGAGAUUCACGGUCCUGAGCCGAGUGAGAUGAGCGGGGGCGAGAGCAGUGACUGACGUGUUUUUGGUGCUUGUCGGCGAUGUAUAGCAUACGGUGUAAUUCGUCUAAUUAUUCCUUGGCUUGUUUGACCGGAAUAGACUGGUUCUGAAGACAAAAAAUGGGGGCGACGGGGGCGGGCGAUGAAUUCUGUCGAGU
Messenger RNA from Lasiosphaeria miniovina, 1613 nucleotides. RefSeq lists its product as uncharacterized. The transcript is spliced from 2 exons. Lineage: Eukaryota; Fungi; Ascomycota; Sordariomycetes; Sordariales; Lasiosphaeriaceae. The record is from RefSeq and is a predicted model, not a curated record. Bases 308 to 1474 code for a protein of 388 amino acids.